UUCGUUCACUCUAACUAAGUCAAUUCCGCAGUUGAGAUCCAAACACCAAUCCAUCGCCGCCGCAAAAAUGCCGCCGGCCGCCCUCCUCCUCCUUCUUCUCCACCACCUCCUCCUUACCUCCGCCGCCCCGAUCUCCGGCCUCGACUCCUUCCUCUCCCUCCAAGCCCGCAAAGAUCCCCCCGCCUCCAACGACUCCUUCCUCUCCCUCCCCUCCUCCAUCAAAACCUCCCUCUCCCACCCCCUCCCCACCCACUGCCGCUGGCUCUACGACACCUACCUCUCCUCCGACCCCGAUCUCUCGCCUCCCCGUCCCAGAAGCCUUCCAAAGAGCCCAAACCCUAAAACUCAAACGACGAGAUCUACACCGCCGACCGCGAAGUCGCUUCCCGACCCCCUCUCCCUCACCAUCUCCCCUCCCACUUCCACUCCCAUCCGCUCCUCCCUCACCCCCUGUGCCCCACUCCCUCGUCGAUCAAUGAUCAUCCGCGACGAUUUCGACAAGGAGAAACACGCCAAUUCCUUCCACAUCUACAUCAUCCACCUCGGUUCGCAGCAGACCAAACCCUACGCUUACAGUUAUACCCCCGGCGAGAGCUCCCCCGGUUCGACCAAAUGCCUCGGCACAAUCUGGACCGGAAAAGACCGCUAUUUAUGGAUCGAUUUGGGAGCUGGACCGGUCGAUUACGGUCCUGCUUUAUCCGGCGAUGGAGUUAUCCCCAAAGGUGAGUUUCAUCCGAUGGCAGCGCUCCAUGGCCGGCCUAAAUCUCAGAAGGCGCUGCUCUCUGACUUGGCGUCGCUUGUGUCGAGUGCUUAUCAGGUACUGCUGGUUCCAUCUCUGAGGAUUCCUGUGCCUUUUGAAAGUAAAUUGGUUGUUCAAUUCAUUCAUAUCAGUGGCGGUGAAGGUUUUGGUAGUGGUAGUGUGGGAUUGGAUUGGAAUUCAAUUGAGAGGAAUUUCAGAGAUGAUGUUAAUGACCGUGGAUUGUUGGUUGGGGACCAGAGCUUGAGUUUCAAGAGAUAUGAAUUGAAGUAUUCAGAGUGCUCUAUAUGUUCGUUUGCGAUUGCUAGGGCUACCACUUCAUACACGUCUAGAUACUUGUUUGAUAACUAUACUUUGAUUGUGAGUGAGUAUUUGGAUUCGAAGCGUUUGCAUCAGACGAUUUUGGAAUCUAAUAAUGAGUUUAGGAGGGUGGGUAGGAUUCCUGAGGAGGAAUUCGGGAGAAUUCUUCCAGUGUAUGUCUUUGAUCUUGAUAUCAAUGCGAUACUGUUGCUCGACCGGUAUCACCAGUCCGUGGCGUUUAAGGACAUGGUGAUAGCGAUCAGGACGAAGAGCACGCAGGCUGUGAGUGACUACAGCUGCAAUGGGCACCACGUGUUCAUACAGACUCGUGAGCUUGAGAGGCCGUUGGUAGGCUCGAUCUUGCAGAGUAUGUGGGGCGUUUCUCCAACUCAUACGGUAUGGAGCCCGAGGCACAACAGCUCGCUCAUGGACUAUACGUGGAGCGUUGGACAGACCCCGUUUGGGCCGUUCUCGGAGAUGCCCACAUUGUCUUUUGUCCAGAAGGAUGCUGCCCGUAGGAAUGUGUUCCUUACUUCGUUGAACUACAGCGUCACGAGUGGGAUUGAUGUUCUUGAGUCGAUUGCUGCACAUGGCGGGGAGAGGAAGCUUCUGGGGCAUAACAGGCGGACUGAGUUCUACCAGAGGUGGAACUUGUUUAGGUACAAGCUGGAGAAGUCAAUCUCUGCUCUUUCACAUUUUGACUACGAGAUGGCAUUGUACUACCUGAGGUCAUCUGAUCACGACCUGUAUGGGAUGCACUCGCUCGUGUACCAAGCGUCCCAGGAGCUGGAGGCGUCGCUUGUCUGCUUCAAGGAUCCACCGUUUCCAUGGGCGUCCUUUCUCAUGUCUGUUGGGAUUUGUAUUGCUUUGGUCUACGCAUGUGCGAAAAGGGACAAGUUUUUUCAAAACAAGAGGAAACAGUUUUGAGGUUUUGCAAAUGUUAGGCUUCUUAGCAUGUCUGGAUCAACAAAUCUGUAUUUCAAGUGGAGAGGUGAUUGCAAUGUAUAAUUCACUGGUUCGAGGAAUGGAUUUUUGUUCAGCUUUA
Molecule: messenger RNA, 2102 nt
Organism: Salvia hispanica
Lineage: Eukaryota; Viridiplantae; Streptophyta; Magnoliopsida; Lamiales; Lamiaceae
Source: RefSeq, a predicted model, not a curated record